Messenger RNA from Paraglomus brasilianum, 321 nucleotides. NCBI's taxonomy places the organism in Eukaryota, Fungi, Glomeromycota, Glomeromycetes, Paraglomerales, Paraglomeraceae. The record is from the annotation of a GenBank genome assembly.
AUGCCAAAAGCAAUUAAAGGACUAACCAAAUGCUAUGCAGGAAAAAUUGAUGAAAUAGAGGGCAAAGUUUUAAGCCAAAAAAAUAGAAAAGAUUUGCACUGGGAAGAAAAGAGAGAAUUAGAAGCAUUAGAAAAGAGAUAUAGUGAAAAUAAUGAAAAUCCUAAGCAAAGAGAGAAUAAAAUCAAGGAAUUACAAGCUCGAAUUACUGAGUUAGAGGCUAUAACUAACCGAACUCCUGAGCAGGAACAAGAAUUACAGGGCAAGAGAAAGGAAUUGGAAGAUUUGGAAAAAGAAACUAAUUCCUCUCCCUCGGACUUCUGA